Messenger RNA from Oreochromis aureus, 5803 nucleotides. RefSeq names its product G protein-coupled receptor kinase 3 (gene grk3). The transcript is spliced from 21 exons. Lineage: Eukaryota; Metazoa; Chordata; Actinopteri; Cichliformes; Cichlidae. The record is from RefSeq and is a predicted model, not a curated record. Gene Ontology annotation, biological process: regulation of signal transduction; protein phosphorylation; G protein-coupled receptor signaling pathway. Gene Ontology annotation, molecular function: ATP binding; G protein-coupled receptor binding; G protein-coupled receptor kinase activity. Bases 1 to 2067 code for a protein of 688 amino acids.
AUGGCGGACCUCGAAGCGGUGCUCGCCGAUGUCAGUUACUUGAUGGCGAUGGAGAAGAGCAAAUCUACUCCAGCGGCCCGGGCGAGCAAGAAAAUCAUCCUGCCUGAGCCUAGCAUUCGCAGUGUGAUGCAGAAGUACCUGGAGGAGAGAGAUGAACUGACAUUUGACAAAAUUUUCAAUCAGAAAAUUGGCUUCCUGCUCUUCAAGGACUUCUGUAUGAAUGAAAUAGAUGAGGCUGUGCCUCAGCUCAAGUUCUACGAAGAAAUUAAGGACUAUGAGAAGCUGGACUCUGAGGAGGAGCGGUUGAGCCGCAGCCGACAGAUUUACGAUGUGUACAUCAUGAAGGAGCUCCUGUCCUGUUCACACCCAUUCUCUAAGAAAGCAGUGGACCAUGUGCAGAGUCACUUGGCGAAGAAACAGGUCCCCCCAAACCUUUUUCAGCCAUACAUCGUGGAGAUCUGUGACAGCUUGAGAGGAAACAUCUUCCAGAAGUUCAUUGAGAGUGAUAAAUUCACUCGUUUUUGCCAGUGGAAGAAUGUGGAGCUCAACAUCCAUCUGACCAUGAAUGACUUCAGCGUGCAUCGGAUAAUCGGCAGGGGCGGCUUUGGAGAGGUGUACGGCUGCAGGAAGGCAGACACGGGAAAAAUGUAUGCCAUGAAGUGUUUGGACAAGAAAAGGAUCAAAAUGAAGCAGGGGGAGACUCUCGCACUCAACGAGAGAAUCAUGCUGUCAUUAGUGAGCACAGGGGACUGCCCGUUCAUUGUGUGUAUGACGUAUGCCUUCCACACGCCUGACAAGCUGUGCUUUAUCCUGGACCUCAUGAACGGGGGUGAUCUGCACUACCACCUGUCUCAGCACGGCGUAUUCAGCGAGAAAGAGAUGCGUUUUUAUGCAGCUGAAAUCAUCCUGGGUCUGGAGCACAUGCAUAACCGCUUUGUCGUCUACAGAGACCUCAAGCCAGCUAAUAUCCUGUUGGAUGAACAUGGUCAUGUUCGUAUCUCUGACCUCGGCUUGGCCUGCGACUUUUCCAAGAAGAAGCCCCACGCCAGCGUUGGCACUCAUGGCUACAUGGCUCCAGAGGUUCUUCAGAAGGGGACGGCAUACGACAGCAGUGCCGACUGGUUCUCCUUAGGCUGCAUGCUCUUCAAACUCCUCCGAGGGCACAGUCCCUUCAGACAGCACAAGACCAAAGACAAACAUGAGAUCGACCGCAUGACGCUCACCAUGAAUGUGGAGCUGCCAGACUCUUUCACUGCAGAGCUCAAAGAUCUUCUGGAGGGGCUGCUGCAGAGAGAUGUAUCCAAGAGGCUCGGCUGCCAGGGCCGUGGAGCCUCUGAGGUGAAGGAGCAUCAGUUUUUCAAAGGCAUUGACUGGCAGCAAGUUUACCUCCAGAAGUACUCUCCUCCUUUAAUCCCUCCAAGGGGAGAGGUGAACGCUGCAGAUGCUUUUGACAUUGGGUCUUUUGAUGAAGAGGACACCAAGGGCAUCAAGCUGCUGGACAGUGACCAGGAGCUCUACAAGAACUUUCCUCUGGUCAUCUCAGAGCGCUGGCAGCAGGAGGUGGCAGAGACAGUCUACGAAGCUGUCAACUUGGACACCGAUAAGAAUGAGGCCCGCAAGAGGGCUAAGAACAAGCAGCUGGGCCACGAGGAGGACUAUGCCUUGGGGAAGGACUGCAUUAUGCAUGGCUACAUGCUGAAGCUCGGGAACCCGUUCCUCACUCAGUGGCAGCGCCGAUACUUCUAUCUGUUCCCCAACCGUGUGGAGUGGAGGGGAGAGGGCGACACUCGGCAAAACCUGCUGACGAUGGAGCAGAUCGUAACCGUGGAAGAAACGCAGAUUAAAGACAAGAAGUGUAUCCUGCUGCGCAUCAAAGGAGGGAAACAGUUUGUGCUGCAGUGUGAAAGUGACCCAGAGUUUGUGCAGUGGAAGAAAGAGCUGACUGAGGCGUUCACAGAGGCCCAGAAACUUCUGCGUCGCGCUCCUAAAGUCAUCGGGAAAGGCCGUGCUGGAGUAGUGGAGCUUUCCAAGCCCCCCCUCACACACCGCAAUAGCAAUGGCCUGUGAAUACACAAGAGCACGCAUAUACAUAAAAACACAUGCACUCACAUUAACAGACAGACAGACAGACAGACACACACACACACACACACACUGCAUCCCACCUCCCACCCCCUCAUCAGCUGCAAGACACCUGCCCACAUCACCUCAGUGUGUGUGUGUGUGUGUGUGCGUGCGUGCGUGCGCACGGUGCUGAUGGCGCACACACAAUGACGACCAAUCGAGAGCGAUAUAGUGAUUUUUUUUUUUUUUUUUUUUUUUUUUUUUUUUUUUUUUUUUAAAUGUGUGUGUGUUCUGGGACCCUGCCAGUCAGUAAGAGGAAGAAAGGAUUUUGAACCAUUGGACAUUUGAAGAAUCCCCGCAUGAACUUUACAAGGACUAACGGCUGCUCCUCUCUCUGUUUGCCCCUCCUCAACCACCUCCCACACCACACACCUCGCUGUUGAAAUCACAUUAAUCAGGAAGUGUCCUCUCACUCUGUGUGCUCUCAGCAGCCUGAUGGACUCCUCCACAGAGCUGAUGCUCAGGUCCAGAAGAGACCAGGCUACCACAGAAUGUAGAAAACAAAGGCUGGUUGUCCUCAUCCAUCCCUCUGAAACAUUCCUCCCACUGUUACUGAAGUGCAAAAAGUGCCAACAUUAAUAUUUUACUUGAGUCACCUGAGCGCCCAGGAGGAUCCGCUCUGCUGGCAGAUGGCGCACCAUCCCAACCUUCCGGACCCUCACAGUGUAUGUGUGGAAGGCUGUCGAUCAUUCCAGCGCAGGUACAGGAAGCUUCACAUUGGCUCUAGUCGCCACAGAGACUGAGAUUCCAUUGGCUGACAAACAGCAGCUGGUUGCUAUGGCAGCCAUGAAGAUUGGUGCACAUGUAUUGGUAACCAUGGACAACACUGUAACUAUAGAGGAGCAGGAGGGAGGCAAAGACUAUAAAGACAAUAUAAGCUCCCUUUUGUCUGCGCAUCGCUGUUUUACUUCAGUUUGUUAGCUUUAUCGCAACUCCUCUGUCUGCCUUUACAAGAUUUUGUUGGUGCGGGGUCUUUCGGAGGUGGCAAGAGGAGGUGCUGGGGGCUCACUCACAGAGCUGCAUUACCUCAGUUGGACUGUGUCAGUAUGAGUAGAUCAGAAUGUAAGAACCUGUUCCCAGGCAAAGCACAAGAAUCAGCAGUCUGUUCCCGCUCACACAUUGUCCAUGCAGGGCAACAGCUUGGAGCAGUCAGCUGUUGUGGGCAGACUGUGUGCAGGGAGGAGGAUGAAGACAAUAAGCUGAAGCUGAUUAAAGGAAAAAUCCACCCUCAAAUACCCCAGUUAGAUGCAUAGAUCUUCUACAUGAGCUUUCAUGUUCAUGCUAUUUCAGGCUUUUUUUCUUUUUCUUUUUUUGGUUUUUAAGUGGUUGAAAUGUUCACAUUUUAUCCCGUUGGUGUUAGCCUACAUUUCUCCAGAGAGCAGAUAAAUGCAGGUUCAGAAUAAACGAGAACAGAAUGAUCUGUGACUUAUUUUCUUUAGAUGUGCAGUAAAGUACUGAGCCUGCUCUGAGCCUGAGCAGGCUCCUGUCAGAUUUACCACCAGGCCUCAUGUUGAGGUUACACCCAGGGAAUGCAAGCGCAUUUGUCUUUGAGAAACUCCACACGAUGAUGAGUCUACAGGCUCAGCCUGGACUGCACCGAACACUUAGCUGAAGUGCGGCAGCCCUCAGUUUUCUCACAUUCAGUCUCAGCUACAGGUGGGCCCGAUGUGAAGUUUGUCAUGGCCUUUGGUUCACAUCGGGCCCUUAUUCCGCUCAUGUCCAGCCUGGCUCGUGGCUUUUUGCCCACAGCUUGGCCGCACAGCCACUGCCAGAGCGGUAACUGAGUCCUAGAAGCAGCCCGGAUUUGGGCCAAAUGUGUCUGCUGUCAGAGAGCUGCUGCACUACAUCAGAUCCAUCACGGCAGAGGACACAGAUGAGCACAACAAGUGAGCCAAACCACUGGUCUUUAAAUGUAUACUCAAUCUGUAGCCAGUACAGUGUUCUGAUCCCCCUCACUGCCAUCUGUCUCCUUUCCUCAAGUAGGACCAUAGCUGAGCUUAAAGAAAACUGUGUUCACGAGCAUUGUCUGCGGACCUACUGCAGUGUUUCAGGGUGGACUUUUCAACUGUCUUCUUACCGUGUUAUGAUUUUUUUUCCUGAAUGUGACACAGUUCAGAUGAGGUGUAUGGGUUUGUCUAAAUUAUUGGACUUUUUACAGUUUGGUGGGGAACCUCACCAGGGUUCAAUGCAAGGGUGGCGCGGUGGCAGUCCAGAGUAGCUUGCAGCAGAGGAGAGAAAGCAGUUUACUUCAGGGGUUUUCUUUUCCAUCCAGUACAGUGUCCUCAUCUGUGAUAUCCAUGCAUUUCCAGAGCUGUGAUGUGUGACUCGAGUUGGAAAAAGGGUUUGUUUAGGGUGCUCUGUGAUUCUUUUUCUUUGGAGCCUUUACCAGUCAGGGGCAGAUGUUAUCGUCUUAGAGAGAAAAUGUGUCACCUCUCCAGGUGUCUUUUAUUUUUGUAAACCAAAAUGGUUUUUAUUGAAAUUUCUGUUGUUGCACCUUUUUAUCCCGAUGUGUUACUUAAUAGAUGUUAAAUGUGCCAAAUAACUGUUGCUGAUCGAGUGGAAGCCUCCUUUUCUCAACUUUUCACACCUCUCACUACCAGGUCUGGUACAGUCUCACACACACACACACACACACACACACUCUCACAAACACAACAUUGAUGUGGGAGUUUUGGUGGAAUCUCUGAAGGGUACAAAACUGUGACCAAACAUUUUUCCGUAGGUGUGUGCGCGCGUACUGGCUUGCACACCACGAUGCCAUUGAGACUCACACCAUCUAGCUCUCCGUACUCGUUCCUGAACGUUUCCCUGACACUGUGUGUGUGUGUGUGUGUGUGUGUGUGUGUGUGUGUGUGUGUGUGUGUGUGUGUGUGUGUGUGUGUGUGUGUGUGUGUGUGUGUGUGUGUGUGUGUGUGUGUGUGUGUGUGUGUGUGUGUGUGUGUGUGUGUGUGUGUGUGUGUGAGCGGACGUGAGCCUUGGUGUUGCUUUGUAUGUUCAGCAGUGGACUUUUUAUUUGGAUGCCUCACACAAAUUUUCUGCUCAGACACGCUCAGCAUAAGGCAAUUUAAAAAGGAUGGCGUAUAGGAAAAACGAAAAAAUCAAAGUAUAUAUAAAUAUAUAUGUGUAUAUGAAAUGACAAAAUGCUCUAGGUCUAUUUAAAAGAUUUAAUGUAGAAAACAAAAUGGAAUUGUUGAAGGGAGGUCGGGGUUUGAUGUGAGUAUAACUGUUCGUGGUGAAGACUUCAACUCGAAUCUUGCACAUAAAGACUUAUUAGAGAUAUUGUACCUGCGAGUUUCAGAUGAUGAUCUUUGUUUCAAUGCCGGACUCUUUGCUCUUUGAUAUUUAUUGCGUGUUUGGUGAGCUCUCUCGCGCUGUCUCUCCUCCACGCCGACGAGCUCUCGGCCGAGUGCUCACUGUAGAAUCCUCAAGUGUCCGCCCGUCAGAAACUCUCCUCUUUGUUUGUUUUGUUUUCCAGAUGCCACAGACAAACACAAAUACUACUGGCUUUGGGCUAUUGAAAUUAAGGUCAUAAUACUGAUAUAUAAUUGAUAAUAUUCAUUGAUUAUUAUAAAAUUUAUUUUAUUUCAAUGAUUAUUUUGUUUUUGAGACAGGUAGGAAGUUUAGGACUGCUUGUAAAAACAGUUCAUGAAUAAAAAUUCUUUUUCUGUGUUGCCUCCUG